AUGGAUGGUACCGGGAUGCAACAAGAGCCCGUUGGCGUCACAUCAACUGAAAAUCGUUGCCACAGAAAUGACACGAUCGCAUACGACAUCGCGGAGAGCGCGCUACUAACGAUCAAUACGAACACUCUGUUUCCCAAUGGUAUACCGCGUGAUUUCUCCAUUUUGGUCGUUGCCAGGCCAAAAGUCGGAUCCCCGGUCGCGACGUUGUUUGCGAUCUACAGCGACAGUGGUGAGGAACAGUUGGUGCUAUCGUUGGGCAACGACGUCGUUCUUUACUACAGCACAACCCCGGAUGACGAGGACAAACCGAUCUCGUUCGGGAUUGACAUUUCCGAUGGAGAGUGGCAUCGUUUAGGGAUCAGCAUCAAAGGUGACACUGUCACGCUGAUUCUCGAUUGCGCUCGACAAGUUUCCAAAGUGUUGCGCAGGAGGCUCGACGAGACGAUCAGCGUCAGCGGUAUCAUAAUCAUCGGCCAACAGAUCGUCGACGGGAAUAUGUAUACGGGUGGCCUGGAGAUGUUGAAGAUCGCUCCGAUACCAGACGCAGCUUACGAGAUCUGCACGAUUUUCGCGUCAGAUUGCAGGGAUCAGUCGAGACACAGAUCAUUCGAACACGGUGGUUAUUUAAACACAAGGAAUUACGGCCCUCUAUUAUUACGUACAACCGUGCCUACUUAUCACGAAGGUAUCACAAGUAUCGAAGAUACUGACACAACAGUUCGAAGAUCCAGUUACGCGGGUGAAGCUCUUUCAACCAGUAGAUCGUAUCAUCAAGCGAGUAACAACAAUCUGGACCUGUCUGAAAGUUACGGUAGAACGUAUAGGCCCAAUGCUUCGUAUAACGAGCAGGAUGAAAAUAUUGUAAGAGAGGAGUACGAGGAUGGGAGCGAAGGCAGGAUCGAAGACGUCGGGGACAGUGACGAGUAUAAUAAUUUAGCUUACAAACACGCGACGGGAUCAACCGUGGGAACGUUCCUUCAGAAUCAAAGUGCCGUUUUCAACAGCGUUGCCUCAGCUACGUCAGUAGAUCGCUAUCAAACGACAACGCCAAAAGUUUCUGCAACUUCCGACAGUUUGACUGGAGAGAGUCAAGGAGGUUUGAAAUAUUCUGAAUCGUCGGAAGGACCGUACUACAAUUCCGUUUAUUAUAGUAGCAGAGGUCCAGUUGGGCCGCGGGGAUUCCCGGGGCCUCCAGGCGCGCCCGGGCCAUCCGGUAAGAAAGGAGAACCAGGAAGAGAUGGUUUAACAGGUUUGCAAGGCGCUCCCGGUCCAUCGGGAAACGUGUUCAUAAUACCAGCACUGAACCAACAAGGGAACGAGAAAGGGCCAGACGGUCAGACGGAAGCUCUCAGGCAAAUGCUUUCACAGCACAUGAUGGCCAUGAGAGGUGCCGAAGGUCCAAUGGGCCUGACAGGUAUUGCUGGACGCGAAGGACCACCCGGACCUCAGGGUCAGAAGGGAGAACCUGGAGAAAUUGGCGAGCCUGGACCUCGUGGUAUUCCUGGAGAUACUGGUAGAGAGGGCAGACGUGGCCGACCAGGAAGAGACGGAGAAAGAGGUUUAAGUGGACCACCAGGAAUGAAAGGAGAACAGGGUGUACCCGGGUUGCCUGGCUUGCCAGGAGAUAAAGGCGAAAGAGGACCUGUGGGUGCCACCGGUGAACAAGGUUUACCAGGUCACGAAGGACAGCAGGGUGACGAUGGUCCCCCAGGAUUACCGGGUUUACCGGGUGAAAUGGGGCCUAGAGGAUUCAUAGGACCACGAGGUUUCCCUGGAUUGCCAGGGAAUCCCGGUAUUCCCGGAAGCGAGGGUCCACCAGGAGCAAAAGGCAAUGCUGGUCCACCUGGUCCUCCAGGCGGACCAGGUUCACCGGGUCCAAUUGGGCCUAUAGGUCCACCCGGACCUCAAGGUCUUUUGGGUCCAACUGGUUUAGUUGGGCCACAAGGGAAGCCUGGAAUCCCUGGUUUGCCAGGAGCAGAUGGAUCCCCUGGUCAUCCCGGCAAUCCCGGUGUUCCUGGAAUGAAAGGUGAACAAGGACCUCAGGGACCGCAAGGUCCGAUAGGUUUGCCAGGGAUACGUGGCGUGAAAGGCGAUGAAGGCAAACGUGGAAUACCUGGUGAACGGGGGGAAAAAGGAGAGAAAGGUCCGGAAGGAGAGAAAGGUGACGUUGGCGCAAAGGGAGAACCUGGACUGCCAGGUCCGCAAGGAAUUCCUGGAUUGGAAGGUUUGGAAGGACCAAAAGGUUUCGAGGGGCCACGCGGUGAAACUGGAUUAGUUGGAUUGCCCGGUGAGAAAGGUAAAACUGGUUCCCCUGGCUUUAUUGGAUAUCCGGGGAAUAUUGGCGAGAAAGGUGACAAAGGCCAACCGGGAAGAGAAGGUCCUAACGGAGAUAAAGGAGAACGGAGGUGCUCGUGGAAGAAGAGGUGGUGAAGGAUUACCAGGACCGAAAGGUGAUACUGGACAACCAGGUCCUCCGGGAUUGCAAGGAGAUCUCGGUCCGCCAGGGAUCGAGGGACCUCGUGGAUUUGUGGGACCUCCUGGACAAGCUGGCCUCAAUGGGAAAGACGGAAUUCCUGGCCCCCCUGGAGAACGUGGACCAGUGGGCGACUCUGGACCACCAGGUCCUCCAGGGGCGCCUGGUGUUAUUGGACCGCAAGGUCCAGCUGGUGAACCUGGACAACCAGGAGAACCUGGAAUUUCAGGCAAUCCAGGAACUCCCGGAGAACCAGGUCCCUCUGGAGAACAAGGCAAAGAAGGACUACCAGGGCCACCUGGUCUACCAGGAAAAGAAGGCCCACCAGGUUCCAGUGGUUUACCAGGAUUUCCUGGUGAACGGGGACCGGCUGGUUUACCGGUCGGUUUCUAA
Molecule: messenger RNA, 2866 nt
Organism: Heterotrigona itama
Lineage: Eukaryota; Metazoa; Arthropoda; Insecta; Hymenoptera; Apidae
Source: the annotation of a GenBank genome assembly